Molecule: messenger RNA, 1434 nt
Organism: Paramecium sonneborni
Lineage: Eukaryota; Ciliophora; Oligohymenophorea; Peniculida; Parameciidae
Source: the annotation of a GenBank genome assembly
AUGAACAAUAAAGGAAUGUUUAAACAUAGAGAUAUCAAUACUUUUUUAACAAACAAUCCAACAACAGAAAAAUAAUCUAAAAAACCGUUUGAAUAUUUGAAUCUGUCUUAUCCAAAGUAAUUUGAUUAUUCUCCCAUUAAGAAACAAUCUUAUUCAUCAAAAGCUAACGAAAUAUAAUAUAAAAGUUAUUAAGAACCUUCAUUUUUAAAAUAGAACACUUUACCGAAUUAUGAACCAACAAAAUGUUCUAGUAUAAAAAAUGGAAUCAUAAAAGCAUAUGCAGCUAAUACAAAUUAAGGAUUAGUUAGAGAUUAUAAUGAAGAUAGAGUUUCAAUCAUAUUGAACAUUAUAAAACCAUAAAGUAGAGAAAAUGAAUAAUGGCCAAAAUGUUCAUAUUUUGGAGUAUAUGAUGGACAUGGAGGAUCAGCUUGUGCAGACUUCUUAAGAGACAAUUUACAUUAAUUUGUACUUAAAGAACCAGAUUUUCCAUGGAAUCCAAUUAGUGCAAUAACUAAAGGUUUUGGUGCAGCAGAAAAAUGUUUUAUCUAAAUGGCUGAAGAUUCAUUUAAUAAAGGAAUUCCAGAAAGAAGUGGAUCAUGUGCAAUUGUAAUAUUAAUUGUUGGAGAUACUUGUUAUGUAGCUAAUGUAGGGGAUAGUAGAGCAAUAUUAAGCGCAGAAAAUGGAAAAAAAAUUAUUGAUCUUUCAAAUGAUCACAAACCUGAAUAUGAAAAAAAUAGAAUUAUUAAAGCUGGAGGAUAAGUGUAUCAAACACAUGGAAUAAAUGAAGAUGGAUUAACAAUUUUAGGGCCAAUGAGAGUGAAUCCUGGAAAAUUGUCUGUUUCAAGAACUUUUGGAGAUAUUGAAGCUAAAUAGGAGAGAUUUGGUGGGAAACCAAAAGUUGUUAUAGCAGAACCAGAGAUAAAGUAAUUUAAAAUAGUUUAGGAUCAUGAUUUUAUUGUUUUAGGAAGUAAUAAAUUAAAAAUAAUAAUAAUAGGUGAUGGUAUAUUUGACACAAUGAGUUCAAGAGAUGUAAUAAAUGGUAUUUGGAAAGAUGUUUAGAGUAAUUAGAAUUUGAAUGAUUUACAUAAUGUAAUGUCAAAUGCUGUUGAGUCAGUAAUAAAAGAAAGUCUAUUAAGAAAGUCAAUAGAUAAUGUGACCGUAUUAAUAAUAGCAUUUUCAAUUAAUCCUUUAAGAGAGGAAGAGGCAAGAGUAAAAACAAUAUCAUAUAUUGAUUAAUUAGUUAAAUAGAGUAGCAAUAUAUCUGGUAUAAGAUCUAGGUAAAUAUGUAAAUUAUAGAAUAAUAGUUAUGAUAGAAAAUAUAAUGAUGAGAAUAAUCCAUUUUUUAUGAAUGCUUAGAAAUAGAAAUAAAAUGCAAAGUUAACUAAAAUAAUUAAUUUGGGAGAGAAUUUUCGAUAUCGUUUAAUUGGUUGAGAG